AAUGUGCUGAAAUAAAACAGAAAUAUAUCUCCAAACAAUAAAUAAUACAGAGCACACUCAGGCGUGGGACAAAAAAAAAAGAAAAAAAAAAAGCUCUCAGCCUGUGACGUUAAAGGUGGGCCUGUCUCUUUUAGAAACCCGACACUAGCGGAAACUGAAAGUAAAUGUCUUUCCCAUGAAACCACCAUGCCAUCUGGUGAAAUAAUUUCUCCUUCACAACCCAGCAACUAACACAAAUGGCUUCCUGCAGCAGCCUGUUGUCUGAGGAGCAGUUUCUAUGUGCGAUCUGCCUCGAUGUGUUCACGCAGCCAGUUUCCACUCCAUGUGGACACAACUUCUGCAUGUCCUGCAUCUCCAGCUACUGGGACGACUAUGAGCUCUGCCGGUGUCCACUGUGUAAGGAGACUUUCGACAGAAGACCUGUUCUGAAAGUCAACACUUUCAUCUCAGAGCUUUCAUCGCAGUUCAGGUCCCUUCAAGUGAAAGAUGCUCACAUGAUGAAGCCGGUUCAACCACAGACUAGCUGUGAGGGCCCGGUGUUGUGUGGUAUUUGCUCUGACACCGAGCAAACUGCAGUCAAAUCCUGCCUGGAGUGCCUGACCUCUUUCUGCGACGUACAUCUGGAGCCUCAUCACAGAGCCGCUGGGCUGAAAAGGCACACGCUGGUUGAGCCCGUUUCCAGCCUGGAGGACCGGAUCUGCAAGGAGCAUGCCCGACUCCUGACAGCGUUUUGCAGAGCGGAACAGGUUUUGAUUUGUGACGUCUGCUGCAGUUUGAAACACAUAGACCAUGACGUCAUUUCAGUGCAGCGGGCGUACGAAGAGGUGAGAGCUACACUUGAUGACAGUGAGAGCUACUUACAGCAAAAGACAGAGGAAAGACUGCAGAACGUCCAAGCCAUGAAGGAGUCAUUGGACAAAAGCAAGUCAGAAACUAAAAGUGUGAUAGCAGAGAGCAUACAGGAGCUGACAGAGCUUAUUUCUGAGAUUCAUCAGAGCCAAACAAAGCUCGUACAGGUGAUCGAGGAGAGGCAAAAAGCUGCUGAAAAUCAAGCCAAUGAGUAUAUUGUCAGCAUGGAGCAGGAGAUCACCCAUCUGGAGAGCACUGCAGCGAAGAUACGUGAGUUAAAACAGAGUGAAGACCAUCUUUACCCCCUCCUGAAUAUGCCCAAGAUUUCCCUCCAGUGGCCCACGAUGAACUCUCUCACAUUCAACUUCGACCGACACGUGGACGUUCAUCACAUACGCCAAUGUUUGAGCAAAACUGUGUCAGAACUAAGGAAGCAGCUGAGAGUAAUGGACACAGGAGUUCAACAGCUGUUCAACAGGAAAGAUCUAACAGAUGACCUUCUGCUGUAUAAUCUGAGGUAUUACGUGGUCGACGUCUCCCUGGAUGCUGACACAGCUCAUCCUCUGCUCAUCAUUUCCAAAGACAGGAAACAAGUAAGAUACAACACAGGCUUGGCAUUAAGUGGCCUGACCCUGAAGCCGAACACGUUUACUGCACAUCUGGCAGUCCUGGGUGACACAGCCAUCUCCACGUACAAGUUUUACUUUGAGGUGUUUGUGGGUGGAAAGACAGAGUGGUGUCUGGGCCUGGCAAAUGAGUCCAUCCAGAGGAGAGGGGAGAUUCUCCGGAGGCCUGACUGUGGACUCUGGGCCAUCUGGUUCAUCCAGGAUAAGUUUGAAACCUUCUGUGCACCAAACUUGCCGGUACAUUACGGAAAAGUGGAGCGAGUUGGCGUGUUUGUGCGCUACGAGAGCGACAGCAUUGAGUUCUACGAUGUGCAGACAAUGACAGAAAUUUACAGGUUUACUGACUGUUCCUUUACAGAAAAGCUGUAUCCAUAUCUGAAUCCUUGUGACAAUGAAUACGGAUCAAACCUGGGGCCCAUGAUAAUCGUUCCUGUCGUACCUUCAAAUCCCUACUCAUCACUUGAGUAACAACCCCUUAUAUGGAUGAUGUCAGUGGUGUUGGGAAGUUAAACAAAUGGAGAGGUUAAAAAAAUUAAAAGGGGUUUCACAGUUCUCUAACACCACAGCUCAAUUUGACCCUUGAUUUUAAAGUCAAUUUUCAGUUUUGAUAGACUUUUUUUAUUUCAGUUUUUUUUUAUUUUUGUCUGCUCUGAGGCUGUCAAAAAUCGAUUUAUGUUUUUUAUAAUAUUAAGUGAUACAUUAUUUGUACCAAGCUCUUGUCAUAGUUUUCAAGACAGUCUAGCUGCAGGCUGCAGAUCUCAGACGCCACCCCUUACAGACCACUACUGUGAGACACCACAUCAGUCAGAACAGAAAAGCACGCAACUUUGGGUUAGGUUUAGGGUAAGGGUUAAAGUAAGAUGCCAAAUGGUAGAAACUGCAAAACCUAAUAGCAAAACAUUAAAUAAAGCCAAGUUAACAGUCAGUUUACAGGAAAAAAAGCCUGUCCUUCAUGAAAACACUCUAACAUGGUUAACAGAGCUCAUGCUAAAGCUAGCAAAGCUACAUUAGCUUCAUAAACUAUAACAUAACUACAUAGCCAACAUAGCUAAAACUUAAGCUGACAAAGCAACAUUAGCUACAUUAACUUAUGCUACAUUUUCUAAAGCCAAUGUAGCUACAU
Molecule: messenger RNA, 2598 nt
Organism: Cheilinus undulatus (humphead wrasse)
Lineage: Eukaryota; Metazoa; Chordata; Actinopteri; Labriformes; Labridae
Product: E3 ubiquitin-protein ligase TRIM21-like
Exons: 2
Coding region: 237-1943 (568 amino acids)
Molecular function (GO): zinc ion binding; protein binding
Source: RefSeq, a predicted model, not a curated record